Messenger RNA from Myotis myotis, 4306 nucleotides. It is a transcript of the gene LMTK3, whose product is annotated as lemur tyrosine kinase 3. The transcript has 13 exons. Lineage: Eukaryota; Metazoa; Chordata; Mammalia; Chiroptera; Vespertilionidae. The record is from RefSeq and is a predicted model, not a curated record. Gene Ontology annotation, biological process: protein phosphorylation. The annotation marks the transcript as partial. Gene Ontology annotation, molecular function: ATP binding; protein kinase activity.
GCGUGCGUGCCCGACGGGCCGAGUUCCAGUCCCCGUGCUGCCCCUUCCUGACUGUGCGCCGGGGGUGCAGGGGACUGUGCCGGGCCGGGCCUCAGUUUCCCCCUCUGUGCGAUGGGCGCGGUAACGGUACCACGUGUCUCAGAGGGCGGCCGUGAGGAAUAAAAGCCGCCGCCACCUCCACUUCCCUUCCAUCACCGACAAGAUGCCUGCCCCUGGAGCCUUCAUCUUCCUCGCGGCCGUCUCCGCCUCCGGCUGCCUGGCGUCCCCGGCCCACCCCGAUGGAUUCGCCCUGGGCCGGGCCCCUCUGGCUCCUCCGUACGCCGUGGUCCUCAUUUCCUGCUCCGGUCUGCUGGCCUUCAUCUUCCUCCUCCUCACCUGUCUGUGCUGCAAACGGGGCGAUGUCGGCUUUAAGGAGUUUGAGAACCCCGAAGGGGAGGAUUGCUCGGGGGAGUACACUCCCCCGGCCGAGGAGACCUCCUCCUCGCAGUCGCUGCCUGAUGUCUACAUCCUCCCGCUGGCCGAGGUCUCCCUGCCGAUGCCUGCGCCGCAGCCUUCCCAUUCAGACAUGACCACUCCCCUGGGCCUCAGCCGCCAGCACCUCAGCUACCUACAAGAGAUUGGGAGUGGCUGGUUUGGGAAGGUGAUCCUGGGAGAGGUGUUCUCAGACUACACGCCAGCCCAGGUGGUGGUGAAGGAGUUGCGCGCCAGCGCGGGGCCGCUGGAGCAGCGCAAGUUCAUCUCGGAAGCGCAGCCCUACAGGAGCCUGCAGCACCCCAACGUCCUGCAGUGUCUGGGCGUCUGCGUGGAGACCUUGCCUUUCCUGCUGAUCAUGGAGUUCUGUCAGCUGGGGGACCUGAAGCGCUACCUCCGGGCCCAGCGGCCCCCAGAGGGCCUGUCCCCUGAGCUGCCCCCGCGCGACCUGCGGACCCUGCAGCGGAUGGGCCUGGAGAUCGCCCGGGGGCUGGCGCACCUCCACUCCCACAACUACGUGCACAGCGACCUGGCCCUGCGCAACUGCCUGCUGACCUCUGACCUCACCGUGCGCAUCGGAGACUACGGGCUGGCCCACAGCAACUACAAGGAGGACUACUACCUGACCCCUGAGCGCCUGUGGAUCCCCCUGCGCUGGGCGGCCCCGGAGCUGCUGGGCGAGCUGCACGGGACCUUCAUGGUGGUGGACCAGAGCCGGGAGAGCAACAUCUGGUCCCUGGGGGUGACGCUGUGGGAGCUGUUUGAGUUCGGGGCGCAACCCUACCGCCACCUGUCCGACGAGGAGGUCCUUGCCUUCGUGGUCCGCCAGCAGCACGUCAAGCUGGCCCGGCCCAGGCUCAAGCUGCCCUACGGGGACUACUGGUACGACAUCCUGCAGUCCUGCUGGCGGCCGCCGGCCCAGCGCCCCUCGGCCUCUGACCUGCAGCUGCAGCUCACCUACCUGCUCUCCGAGCGGCCCCCGCGGCCCCCGCCCCCCCCACCCCCGCCCCGGGACGGCCCCUUCCCCUGGCCCUGGCCCGCCACCCACAGCGCGCCCCGCCCGGGCACCCUCUCCUCGCCGUUCCCCCUCUUGGACGGCUUCCCCGGGGCCGACCCCGACGACGUGCUCACGGUCACCGAGAGCAGCCGCGGCCUCAACCUCGAGUGCCUGUGGGAGAAGGCGCGGCGGGGGGCCGGCCGGGGUGGGGGGGCCCCGGCCUGGCAGCCGGCGUCCGCGCCCCCGGCCCCCCACGCCAACCCCUCCAACCCCUUCUACGAGGCGCUGUCCACGCCCAGCGUGCUGCCCGUCAUCAGCGCCCGCAGCCCCUCUGUGGGCAGCGAGUACUACAUCCGCCUGGAGGAGCACGGCUCCCCGCCCGAGCCCCUCUUCCCCAACGACUGGGACCCCCUGGACGCCGGCGUGCCGGCCCCCCAGGCGCCCCAGGCCCCGUCCGAGGUGCCCCAGCUGGUCUCCGAGACCUGGGCCUCCCCCCUCUUCCCGGCGCCCCGGCCCUUCCCGGCCCCGUCCUCGGCCUCGGGCAGCUUCCUCCUGAGCGGCUGGGACCCCGAGGGCCGGGGUGCGGGGGAGACCCUGGCGGGGGACCCUGCCGAGGUGCUGGGGGAGCGGGGGGCCGCCUGGGCCGAGGAGGAGGAGGAGGAAGAGGAGGAGGAGGGCAGCUCCCCCGGCGGGGACAGCAGCAGCCUCGGGGGCGGCCUCAGCCGCCGCGGCCACCUGCCCUGCCCGCUGUGCAGCCGGGAGGGGGCCUGCUCCUGCUUGCCCCUGGAGCGGGGCGAGGCCGUGGCCGGCUGGGGGGGCCACCCUGCCCUGGGCUGUCCCCACCCCCCAGAGGACGACUCGUCCCUGAGGGCCGAGCGGGGCUCCCUGGCCGACCUGCCCAUGGCCCCCCCCUCCUCGGCCCCCCCCGAGUUUCUGGACCCCCUCAUGGGGGCCGCGGCGCCUCAGUACCCCGGGCGGGGGCCACCACCCGCUCCCCCCCCCCCGCCGCCACCUCCCCGGGCCCCCGCGGACCCCGCCGUGUCCCCAGACCCCCCUUCAGCCGUGGCCAGUCCCGGCUCAGGCCUGUCGUCUCCGGGCCCCAAGCCGGGGGACAGCGGCUACGAGACCGAGACCCCUUUUUCCCCCGAGGGAGCCUUCCCAGGUGGGGGGGCGGCCGAGGAGGAAGGGGUCCCUCGGCCACGGGCUCCCCCCGAGCCCCCCGACCCGGGAGCGCCCCGGCCGCCCCCAGACCCGGGUCCCCUCCCGCCGCCGGGGGCCCGGGAGAAGCCAACCUUCGUAGUUCAAGUGAGCACCGAGCAGCUGCUGAUGUCCCUGCGGGAGGACGUGACGCGGAACCUCCUGGGGGAGAAGGCGACGGCCGCCCGGGGCGCGGGGCCCCGGAAAGCAGGGAGAGGCCCCGGGAGCCAGGAGAGAGCCCCGGGCCCGGGCGGGGACCCCACAGCCCCGGGCAGCGGGAGGAAAGCCUCCAGCCCGAACGAGGACCCGAGCCUCCCGGUGAACGGGGUGACAGUGUUGGAGAACGGGGGGCAGGCAGCCCCAGGCAUCCAGGAGAAGGCGGCAGAGAAUGGGGGCCCGGAGUUCCCAGAGAGAGAAGAGACAGUGCUGGAGAAUGGGGAGCUGACGCCCCCAAGGAGGGAGGAGACGGUGCUGGAGAAUGGGGAGCUGAGGUCCCCGGAGAGAGAAGAGACAGUGUUGGUGAAUGGGGGGCCGACACCCCCAAAGAUGGAGGAGACGGUGUCAGAGAAUGGGGGCCCGAGACUCCCCAGGAACACCGAGAGGCUGCCAGAGACUGGGCCCUGGAGAGCCCCAGGGCCCUGGGAGAAGAAGCCCGAGAGUGGGGGGCCAGCCCCCACGAUAGGGGGGCCAGCCCCCACGAUAGGGGAGCCAGCCCCAGAGACGCUGCCGGCGAGAGCCCCCGCCCCCGGCACAGUGGCCUUGCCCCAGAACGGCGGGGAGACGGCCCCUGGCCCCCCUGGCCCAGCCCCCAGGAGCGUGGUGUUGGAACUGGGGACCAAGAGGAGAGCCCCCGAGACUGGGGGGGCAUCGAGAGCCCCCGGGGCUGGGAGGCCGGACCUCGGGAGUGGGGGCCGAGCCCCAGCGGGCACGGGGACGGCCCCCGGCGGCGGCCCCGGAAGCGGCGCGGACGCAAAGGCAGGAUGGGCAGACAGCACGAGGCCACAGCCGCCCCCACCGCUGCCCCCGGAGCCGAGGAGGCCGGAGCCAGCGCCCCAGAAGGCCAGGCCGGAGGCGGGCCCCGAGGGAGAGGCCGGGGCGCCAGACAGCAGGGCCGGAGGAGACCCGGCACCCAGCGGAGACGGGGAGCCCCCCAAGCCCGAGAGGAAGGGUCCCGAGAUGCCACGGCUGUUCUUGGACUUGGGACCCCCUCAGGGGAACAGCGAGCAGAUCAAAGCCAAGCUCUCCCGGCUCUCGCUGGCGCUGCCGCCGCUCACGCUUACGCCGUUCCCGGGGCCGGGCCCGCGGCGGCCCCCGUGGCAGGACGCGGACGGCGGGGCGGCUGGCGGGGAGGCCGGCGGGGCGGGGGCGCCGGGGCCGGCGGAGGAGGACGGGGAGGACGAGGACGAGGAGGAGGAGGAGGACGAGGCGGCGGGCGCGGCGGCGGGCCCGCGGGGCCCCGGGAGGUCCCGGGCAGCCCCGGUGCCGGUCGUGGUGAGCAACUCCGACGGGGACGCGGCCCGCCCGUUGCGGGGGCUGCUCAAGUCGCCGCGCGGGGCCGACGAGUCCGAGGACAGCGAGCUGGAGAGGAAGCGCAAGAUGGUCUCCUUCCACGGGGACGUGACCGUCUACCUCUUCGACCAG